This is a messenger RNA of Arabidopsis lyrata subsp. lyrata, 754 nucleotides long. RefSeq names its product F-box/LRR-repeat protein At3g03360. Lineage: Eukaryota; Viridiplantae; Streptophyta; Magnoliopsida; Brassicales; Brassicaceae. The coding region runs from base 81 to 518 and encodes 145 amino acids. The transcript has 2 exons. The record is from RefSeq and is a predicted model, not a curated record.
UUUGUUAGAUUUUGUCUCUUGUCGAGCUUCGUUGUCUUCCUCUUCCGUUGUUCAAAUUCAAAGCUUUGACAUUUGAGACAAUGAUCUCUCAAUAUGCGAUUCCUGGUAUGGUAAAGUUGGUACAAAGCUCACGUGAGUUAAAGAAGCUAACCGUACACAUAAAGGAUGAGGGACGCAUCAUACCGGACGAGUUUCUUGACUACUACUUGAAAUGUCAUGGCUCCAAAACUGAUAAAACCUGGACCUCGGAAGCGAGGCUCUUUAAGAACAUUAUCCGCGAGAAUGUUGAGUCGAUGCACAUGGCUUCGUUCAUGGAACUUGUGCUUAAAAUCACAAAGACUUUAGAGAAUAUGGUGAUAAGGUUUGGAAGUUAUCUUGAAGAAAGAAGAUUUGAAGAGUUGCUUGAUAUGGUUCCAGUGCUUUCCCAUGAAAACAAUAACGUCUCCAUUGUGCUUGGCUCAACCACCAAAUCAGAUCAAACGUUUUUUGUCUCAAUGAAAGUCAGAUCAAAUGUUUAAAUGUUAUAAGUUUGAUUAAGGGGUGGCUAUUGUUUUCUUUAUCAGCUAAGCCAAGAGGUUGAAUCUUGCAGUUUUUACAAUACCAAGCAGAAUUAAAAACACAUGAAAAAGAGUAUUAUAUUUAUAUACCUAACAUGAACUUUGACUAAGCACAUAGUCUGAAGAAUUGAUGAUUCUCCAUCCUGUAGGAGUUAUCAGAUACAAGGUGUCAAAGUUUGAUCUGGUUCAGUUCACCA